AAGAGGAAGGAAAAAAGAGCGAGACAGCCAGGGAAGAGAAAGAUGUCACUGUCUCAUCUCCCUGUCAUUUUCAUUUCCAGCAGGCGCCGGGCGAAGGAGCUGCUAGAACAAUGCUGAGGCGGGCGAGGUGAGCAGCGGCCGGCUCUGCCUCUGCGCGGAAGCCCCGCAGGAGGAUCUCGAACAGGUGAUCUGAGGAGCCCGAAACUGAGGCCACCUGGGCGUCCCCCGCCUCGCCUCGGCCAGGCCCUGAGCCCAAGAAAAGGUGGGGAAACCAUGGCGACCAAUUUCAGCGACAUCGUCAAGCAAGGCUACGUGAGGAUGAAGAGCAGGAAGCUUGGGAUCUACCGCCGGUGCUGGCUGGUGUUCCGGAAAUCCUCCAGCAAGGGGCCCCAGCGGCUGGAGAAGUACCCGGAUGAGAAGUCAGUGUGCCUCCGAGGCUGCCCCAAGGUGACUGAGAUCAGCAACGUGAAGUGUGUCACGCGGCUCCCCAAGGAGACCAAGAGGCAGGCGGUGGCCAUCAUAUUCACUGAUGACUCAGCCCGUACCUUCACCUGCGACUCAGAGCUGGAGGCGGAGGAGUGGUACAAGACCCUGUCUGUGGAGUGCCUGGGCUCCAGGCUCAACGACAUCAGUCUGGGGGAGCCGGACCUCCUGGCCCCGGGGGUGCAGUGCGAGCAGACAGAUCGCUUCAACGUCUUCCUGUUGCCCUGCCCCAACCUGGACGUGUACGGCGAGUGCAAGCUGCAGAUCACCCACGAGAACAUCUACCUCUGGGACAUACACAACCCCCGCGUGAAGCUCGUCUCGUGGCCCCUCUGCUCACUGCGCCGCUAUGGCAGGGACGCCACACGCUUCACCUUUGAGGCGGGCCGGAUGUGCGAUGCUGGCGAAGGGCUCUACACCUUCCAGACGCAGGAGGGGGAGCAGAUUUACCAGAGGGUCCACAGUGCCACCCUGGCCAUCGCUGAGCAGCACAAGCGGGUGCUGCUGGAAAUGGAGAAGAACGUGAGGCUGCUGAACAAGGGCACGGAACACUACUCCUACCCCUGCACGCCCACUACCAUGCUGCCCCGCAGCGCCUACUGGCACCACAUCACCGGCUCCCAGAACAUCGCCGAGGCCUCCAGCUACACCAGUGAGGCGUGUGGGGCAGCCCAGGCCAGCUCAGAAACGGACCUCCUCAACAGAUUCAUCCUGCUAAAGCCAAAGCCCAGCCAGGGGGACGGCAGCGAGGCCAAGACGCCAGCCCAGUGACAGGAGGGCUGGUGUGCACGGACGAUGACUGAGGCUGCCCAGCUGCAGGGCCGACCGCAGCGUGCUGAGGGCGGCCUCAGGGGCUGCUGGCCAAGAGCCUGGAGAAGGGGAGCCCGCUGUCCCUUCCUUGCCCCCGUGGGUGAGGCCGGACCAAGGCCAAGGGCUGGCCACACCACCUGAGCAUGUGAGGGGCUGGAGCUACCAUGGGACUAUAUACUGUUAAUGAUUUUAAUAUAUAUGGCUUAUGACAUAUUCUAUAUUAAUGAGAUUCCCCCGUCCCUCCCUGCCACCCCAGUUUUUAAUCCCAUGACCAGGCCAGUCGAGGCUGGUUUUGGAUGUCCUUGGUGGCACAGCCCUCCCGCUGCCAGGACUUGUGUGAACUGCCCGGGCCGGAGGGAGGCGGUCAGAACUCUGGGCCGGCUUUGCCCGGGCCGCCCAAGGGCUAAGGUGGCAGGCAGCUUCCUGGGUCCUCCGGGGCCAGAGUGGCCCGAGGAGGUGCCACUUGAUGACAUCUGGUUGACACCUCAGGUGGAAGUCUGGCUUGAAGAUGUCUGCCCAGGCCCCUUCCUGUUUUGGAGGCCGAGAAGCUUGCCCUGUGGGGGUGAGUGCCGAGACCUCAGCCAGGGGAGGGGGCCGGCUCCCAGCUCUGCCCUGCCCCCGGGCCAGGCCAGGAGGGAAGGCCGCGGCAGGCCUGCUGUGGGGAGCUCCCCUGCUGCCCCCCCUCACUGACCCGGGGCGGGCAGUGCCCCGGCACAGGCGCCCCGCCCCGCAUCUGGCCGCCCUCUGGCCAGAAAGCACUCAGAAACCAGCCCUUCCUCGCCCCCCCUCCCCACAUGGUGCUGAGGCUCCCUGCUGAAAUGCAAUUAAAGCAAUUGAUUUUCUAGUGCUGGUAUUUACUGACUACUGGGCAGAAGGGCUAUCUUUCUAUCCACAUCGAACCUAUGGUUGCGUGUAUGGUUUGUUUUUUUUAAAUAAAUACUUUAGGGUUCUGAUUUGUGGAAACAGACCUUGUUACCUUGAUGUAAAUAACCACUACCCGAGUUGUGGCAGGAGGACGACGAAGCACUGGCUCCCGCAGCAGAACCCUGGAGCCGGGAGGGGCCGCGGCCAGCCCCGCCCACCCUGAAGCUGCCCCGGGGGGAGGACCUCCGGGAGGAACACGCCAGCCCGAAGGGAGCCUGGGCCAAGGCCUCGGGGAGGCAGGCAGAGCUGGCUGGCUCAGCUAGUGGCACGAUGACGCAUGAAGGAGAUUAUGUUGUGCUCUUUAUUGCCAAAAAUAAAAACUCUACUGUUAAUAAAUA
Messenger RNA from Phyllostomus hastatus (greater spear-nosed bat), 2555 nucleotides. RefSeq names its product docking protein 4 (gene DOK4). The record is from RefSeq and is a predicted model, not a curated record. Gene Ontology annotation, biological process: cell surface receptor protein tyrosine kinase signaling pathway; positive regulation of MAPK cascade. NCBI's taxonomy places the organism in Eukaryota, Metazoa, Chordata, Mammalia, Chiroptera, Phyllostomidae. Gene Ontology annotation, cellular component: cytoplasm. The coding region runs from base 274 to 1254 and encodes 326 amino acids. The transcript has 8 exons.